AUGGCUUCGAAACAACCCGAACGACGGCUCAUCCACAAGGAUCGCUUUGGCUAUGUAUUCGGCUCUUUGAAGACACAGAGUUACCAGGACCCUGCGGCGCGAGGUCCUGGAUCGCACACCAUUCGAACACUUGCCUGGAAUCCGACUGGACAACUUAUAGCUACCGGCUCGGCUAACCGGACGUUACGUAUAUGGAAUCCUGAACGCGCGAAUGCAAGAUACUCGACUGAAUUGCGCGGGCAUUCGGCAGGGAUUGAGAAGGUGAUUUUCAAUCCGGUGCGUGAUGCAGAGCUUGCUAGUUGUUCAAGCGAUGGGACUGUGCGGUUCUGGGAUGUGCGAUCCAAGACUUGUGAUGAUACUCUGGUACCUGUUUCAGUCGAGAGCCCUUCGACACCAGCCGUCGCCAUCAAUGGAUCCGGAGCCGCGGAGCAGAAGGCAUCUACGUAUUCGAUAUUACAGUCCCACCCACAGAACACGCAAACGAACGCGACCACAUUCUCAUACCACAUACCUACCCAAUCCUCGCCGGACCUAGACCUGAUGGCCACCACAGGCGACGGAACAGUCAAAAUAUUCUCCUACCCGUCUUUCACCCUACAACACACACUAAAUGCACACAGCUCUGCCUGCUUAGCUCUUGCUCUCGCGCCUACGGGUCGCUAUCUAGCUGUUGGCGGAAGUGACGCGUUGAUAUCGCUAUGGGAUACUACAGACUGGGUCUGCCGCCGAACAGUGUCCAGUGAAGGCGGCGGGACUAUACGCGGUGUCAGUUGGAGUUUUGAUGGGCGGUUUCUCUGCGGGUCAAGCGAGGAGGUUGGACCGAACGGUCUCGAGGUUUUCCACGCUGAAACUGGGGAUAGCGUUCACAAGAUACCGGCGAGCGCUGGCGUGCCUGCUGUAGCAUGGCAUCCAUCUCGAUACUGGCUGGCGUACUCGACAAUGGCCGAGGGAAGUAAUGCCGGUGGGUUGAAGAUUGUUGGUGCUGCUGGAGGGGGGUUGUAA
Molecule: messenger RNA, 1002 nt
Organism: Talaromyces atroroseus
Lineage: Eukaryota; Fungi; Ascomycota; Eurotiomycetes; Eurotiales; Trichocomaceae
Exons: 3
Coding region: 1-1002 (333 amino acids)
Biological process (GO): mRNA export from nucleus
Cellular component (GO): THO complex part of transcription export complex
Molecular function (GO): protein binding
Source: RefSeq, a predicted model, not a curated record